UGUCGAAUUUUAUAAGAAUCUCUUCGUCUAACUUACAAUGAUGUUUAAAUCUUCUUAUAUAAGAAAAUGAUGCAAUGGAUGUCUAUCCACAAAUCCAAACAUAAACUAUUUCAAAUUGCUGCUUCUGUGGUUGGUCACUUUUCCGAAAAAAUGUUGUGGCGGUAGAUGUUUACCUGUCCCUCUUCCUUCUACCUCCAACCGAGACAAAGAGCAAAGUCAGUGGCCAAUGGAUUCUUAAAGGAGAAACAACAAGAGGAGGGAGAAAAAUAUCUCAUUGCUAUUUUGCUUACACUUUUCCAACUAUUCUUAUAUAAAUUACUAAAGCCAUUGCUUUUCUCUUCACUCUCCCUUUUUCUUUCUUUUACCAGAGUUCUUCCAUCUUUCUGUCAUAUUUAUCUUCCAUUUCUCGAAAAUAUUGAAGCCAUUUCUUCCAUCAAGCCCACAUCUUUCAUUUCUAUCAUUCUUCUUCUUCUAGAUUGAAGGGUUUUUGUUGUUGCAGUUGAUCAUCAUAUAUCUAUAUAUAUAUAUGUAUACUUGUUCUCUUGUAUCUGAUAUGGCUUCUGCUGCAACUCCUCAACCAAUGGAGGGACUCCAUGAGGCUGGUCCUCCUCCAUUUCUCACAAAAACUUAUGAUAUAGUCGAAGACUCAACCACCAAUCAUAUUGUUUCUUGGAGCAGCGGCAACAGCAGCUUUGUUGUAUGGGAUCCUCAGACCUUCUCCAUUAGUCUUCUCCCUAGAUACUUCAAGCACAACAAUUUCUCCAGCUUUGUUAGACAACUCAACACUUAUGGGUUCACGAAGGUUGAUCCUGAUAGAUGGGAGUUUGCAAAUGAAGGGUUUCUGAGGGGGCAAGGGCAUCUUUUAAAGAACAUUAGAAGAAGAAAGACAAUUCAACCUCAUGCUUCACAGCAAGCUCUAGAUGCUUGUGUUGAAGUAGGAAGGUUUGGAUUAAAUGGUGAAGUUGAUAGAGAAAGGCGUGACAAGCAAGCUCUAAUGGUGGAAUUGGUGAAGCUGAGACGGCAACAGCAGAUUACCAGAGAAUAUCUUCAUGUAAUGGAACAAAGGUUAAGAAAAUCUGAGAUGAAACAGCAACAAAUGGUGAGUUUCUUGGCGAGAGCCAUGCAGAAUCCACACUAUGUACCGCAAUUUGUGCAGCAAAAAGAUAGAAGAAAAGAGUUUGAAGAAGUGAUAUGCAGAAAGAAAAGACAGCGUAUUGAUCAAGGGCCUAGUAAUUUUGUUAAGAUGGAACCUGAAGAAAAUGGUGACAUGCAAGGACCCAGUGGUUGCCAAAACAUGAACCCACAAGAGAAAUUUAUGGAAAGAGGAGAUCAUCAUGAAUACAGAAGCACUUAUAAUGUGGAGUUCUGGGAAAAUUUCUUGAAUGAAGAUUUUGAGGAAGAGGAUGAACAAAGAGAAGAUUUAGAUGUGCUUGUUGAGCAAAAUUGGUGUCAUGGGCUUCAAAGUAGCUCGAGUGGUAAAAUGGUAUCCAAAUACGCGAGCACAAAUUAUCCAUAAUUUUUUUUUUUAAGUUCCUUGAAAAUUCCAGUAUGUCAAACCCCAUUGAUUUAGUAUAUUAAGCAAUUGAUCAUUUUGAAGAGUGUAGAACAAUUAAUUGUUAUUGCUAAGUGCUUGCUUGCUCUA
Mangifera indica (mango) is the source of this 1642-nucleotide messenger RNA. RefSeq names its product heat stress transcription factor A-6b-like. Bases 527 to 1516 code for a protein of 329 amino acids. Gene Ontology annotation, biological process: regulation of transcription by RNA polymerase II. Gene Ontology annotation, cellular component: nucleus. Lineage: Eukaryota; Viridiplantae; Streptophyta; Magnoliopsida; Sapindales; Anacardiaceae. The record is from RefSeq and is a predicted model, not a curated record. The transcript is spliced from 2 exons. Gene Ontology annotation, molecular function: DNA-binding transcription factor activity; RNA polymerase II cis-regulatory region sequence-specific DNA binding.